CCGGAGGAGUUCGGAAGUAAUUGCACCCGCGCACUCGUCCGUGAGAUGUUGGUGGCGCAGUGUCUGGCCCCCACAAUCAACACGUGCACAGACGGAGACUUUGUCAAUCGACAGAUCUUGGCCUGGUUCCCUCCCAAGGAGUUUGCUGAUCGCAUGAACAAU
Molecule: messenger RNA, 162 nt
Organism: Sphaeroforma arctica JP610
Lineage: Eukaryota; Ichthyosporea; Ichthyophonida
Exons: 1
Source: RefSeq, a predicted model, not a curated record